Messenger RNA from Pseudoliparis swirei, 2832 nucleotides. It is a transcript of the gene ccdc40, whose product is annotated as coiled-coil domain containing 40. The transcript is spliced from 16 exons. Gene Ontology annotation, cellular component: cytoplasm; cilium. The record is from RefSeq and is a predicted model, not a curated record. Lineage: Eukaryota; Metazoa; Chordata; Actinopteri; Perciformes; Liparidae. The coding region runs from base 1 to 2832 and encodes 943 amino acids. Gene Ontology annotation, biological process: heart looping; axoneme assembly; epithelial cilium movement involved in determination of left/right asymmetry.
AUGGAGGCGAGCAGGUGGAGCAGGUGGAGGAGGAGGAGGAGGAGGAGAGCCCCGACCGCAGUGAGGGGGGGAGUGACGCAGCAGCAGAGCGCGAAUCAGCCGGGCCCGGAGCACGAUGAGCUCCACCCUGACGGUGGUGCAGAGGACAACUCGCCUGCACACACACCUUCAGUGGAAGAACAUGCAACGCGAGCACCGUUAACCCUUCACCUCUCAAACCUCAACAUGUCAGAAGACAUGGAGGAUCGAGAGCCACCAGCGGAGGAAGAGGAAGAGGACGACGACGAGUUCAUUGUUCUCGACUCCGAACACCCGCUGGUCAGAAGGCAACAAGCUGCUCUGAGCAUCCUGCUCAGCAAGCAGCUGGAGAGGAUCAACCAGGGCCUGAAGGAGAAGCUGGCGGUGAGGAAGGCGGAAGCUGACCUCCUGCAGGACCGCAGUGUGGAGACGUUCCGGGUCCAGCAGCAGCUCGCCCGGCUGCAGUCCCGGCUGGACGCCCAGCACGAGGCGGAGGAACGGGCGGAGGCCGAGCGCCUCGCGGCGCUGGAGCGGCUGGAGGCCGCGAGGAGGCGGAGCUACAGCAUGAAGGGACGCCACGGGGACGCCACCGCCGACGUGUCCCAGUUACAGGUGCAGACGAACAACCUGAUGCUGCAGCUCACCUUCACACGAGGACUCAGUGAAGAUCUGAGCUCCGAGGUCAAGGUCAUGAAGAAGGUCAAAGGCCGAGGGGCGGAGGAGAAGGAGCAGGCGGAGCGGCAGCUGCUGAAGCAGGAUCUGUACGUGGAGAGUCUGACGAAGAACAUGGAGAAGCUGACGGAGCAGAUGGACGUGUAUGAGAGCCAGGUCAAAGGUCAGGCCGAGGACACGAGGGCCUUCAGACUGCUUCAGACUGAGACUGAGGAGAAAAUGCUGGAUGUGGUGAACCAGAACAAACAGAAACUGCAGGACUGGAGCUGCCGACUCUUUCACAUGAGGAAACAGGAAGUGGACUUCGCCGCCAAGCAGGAGGACACGCGCAUCACGGAGCACAACGUGGUCCUGCUGGACAGAGAGAUCGAAGGUCUGACGAGAUCCAUCGCCGAGGAGCAGGAGCUCAACGAGGCGCUGACCGCGCAGCUCAACUGGGCCCGGGUGGACGGAGCCACCUCCAAGAAGCUGAUUGGCCAGAAGCUGGCCCAGCAGGAGGCGCUGCAGGCGCACUACACCACCUGCCUCCACAGCCUGAGGCAGACGGAGAGCACCGUGGCCAGGCUGACCAAGGACGUCGGCAGCCUCCACGCGGCGGUGAAGGACCAGAGGAGGCAGCUGGAGAAACAGAGCGCGCUGCGCCUGGAGUCGGAGGAGAAGGUCAUGACCCACAUCCAGCAGCAGCUCACCCACAACAUGGCGGCCAAGUACUCCAAGCGGCUCGCCGGCCGGACGGCCGCGCUCAAGACGCAGAAGCUGUCUCAGUUGUGGCAGCUGGAGAACGACAUGGAGACGUUGGCCCUGGAGGGCAGCGAGGUCAGCCAGCGCCUGGACGGCCUGGCGCUGGCCCAGGAGAACCUGGACCAGGAGACGGCCAAGCACCACCAGCUGGUGGCGGACCAGCAGACCAAGAUGGCGUCCUUCACUACGCUCAUCGAGCAAAAACAAGCCUCCAUCCUCAGCUCCAACAAGAAGAUCCAUCAGAUCACAACCCGCACCGGGCAUGAGGACCUGAGUCCUCUGCAGAUCCAGAUUGAGGCUCUAAAGGCUCAGAUGGAGGAGCUGGCGGCGAAGGCGAGGAGCGAGCUCCAGCUGUGGAUGAGGAGCCAGGAGACGCAGGUGGGGCUGACGGAGGAGAUGGAGGUCAACGGCACGGAGGCGCUCAAGCUGCAGAUCAAGUGCACGGCCAUGCAGCAGAAGAAGAUGCGCCUGGAGAAUCAGAUUGAAGUGGAGCGCCGUGAGGAGGCGGAGCUAAACAAGAACGUGGAGAUGCUGAGAGGAGAUCUGCUGAAGCUCAACACGCUGCUGAGUAAGAACGGCGAGCUGAGCGAGGCGCUGCAGCAGAACCACUGGCUGAUGGAGGCGGAGUUCCGGCACAGACUCAAGGCACGCCAUUGGUUCAUUUGUCUUUGUUUUCAAUUGGGAUUCGUUAUCGAUUAUUAUUAUUAUUAUUAUUAUUAUUAUCAGGGUUCGUACGGUCAUUGGAAAACCUGUAAAAGUCCUGGAAUUUUAAAAUGGUUUUUUCCAGGCCUGGUGCGCCUCAACCAGCUGAUGAGGCAUCAGGAGCGCCUGCUGAGGGAGAGCGAGGCCACCGUGGAGCGCAGGGAGACCAUCGUGCUGCGCAGGGAGGCCAUCGUGUACGGGUCCACCAGGGGGGCCACCAGGGGGGCCACCAGGGGGGAGCUGAGCCACGUCAACAAGGGCCUGCAGAGCAAGAUCCACGACACGCACAAGCACGCGGUGGAGUGUGAGCAGGAGGUCAGGGCGCUCCAGGAGAGCCAGGAGGCCGCGGGCAGCCGACUGGCUCAGCUGAAGCAGCAGCUGAGCCACGUCUGUGGAGCCGGAUACGUCCUGGACCCCGGGGCCGGGCAGCUGCACGACACCAAGGACCGGAACCUGGCCCGACUCGUGGCGCUCCAGAGCCGCACCAGGAAGCUGCGCGCGGCGUGCGACGGCGGCUACAGAGCGCUGUCCACCGGCGGGUCGGUCGGCGCCGCCCUGCAGAGCCAGAUGGAGCGCGUGCACGCCGCCGCCGCCAUCUUGCACCGCGUGUGCGAGGAGUUGCCCCACCACCAGGGGGCGCUGCACAGGCUGUCGCUGGUGCUGGAGGCGCGAGCCCAAUCCCCACAGCAGGGACAGUGA